UGGAAUACAACAGUGAAUCGAACAGCUUCUCUAACAGCUGUGAACCAUCUGAGAUCUUCAAGAUACAUAACUAUGCUGUACCUUCAUUUCUGCAGUCAUUGCUGGGAUGGAAAACAGUCCCAGAUUUAUCCAUUCCAGUUUCAUAGUAUUGCGCUCUCCACAUUUGGAUCAUUGAUUGGACCAUUUGGAGGAUUCUUUGCCAGUGGCUUUAAGAGAGCUUUUAAAAUUAAGGAUUUUGCUGACACCAUUCCCGGACAUGGUGGAAUUAUGGAUCGCUUUGACUGUCAGUACCUGAUGGCAACCUUUGUACAUGUUUACAUUGCCAGUUUUAUAAGAGGUCCCAAUCCGAGCAAAGUCUUGCAACAGCUUCUCGUGCUACAACCCGAACAACAACUAAGCAUCUACAAAGUGUUUAAGGCACAUUUAAUUGAGAAAGGAGUAAUUCCAGCAUCAGUUUCUGAUCUGUAA
Molecule: messenger RNA, 468 nt
Organism: Staurois parvus
Lineage: Eukaryota; Metazoa; Chordata; Amphibia; Anura; Ranidae
Source: the annotation of a GenBank genome assembly